ACACCUGUGACUGAAUUCAUCUUGGUUGGAUUCCCCAACCCCUGGGAGAUAGAGAUCCUCCUUUUUCUUAUGUUCUUCAUCAUUCUGGUAGCAACCAUGAUUGGAAAUAUCAUCAUCAUCAUUCUGGUAGUUAUGGAUUACCGCCUACAGUCUCCAAUGUACUUCUUCCUCUGCAAUUUGUCUUUCAUUGAAAUCCUUAUUACUCUGACAGUAGUGCCAAAAAUGACAGAGAACUUUAUACUGGAAAAGAAGACCAUCUCCUUCUAUGGCUGCAUUGCUCAAUCAUAUUUCUAUUUCUUAUUUGGCACCUCUGAAUAUGUUCUGCUGGCUAUGAUGUCUUAUGACAGAUACAUAGCCAUAUGCUAUCCACUUAGAUACAACACCAUCAUGAGCAGAAAGGUUUGUGUUUAUUUGGUUGUAGGUUCCUGGAUGAGUGGGUUCCUCUCCAUACUUGUCCCCACUGUGAUGAAGCUGGGCUUGUCCUACUGUGGUCCCAAUGUGAUAAAUCACUUCUUCUGCGACAGUGCCCCUUUGCUCCACUUAGCCUGUGCCGACAUCCACUUAGUGGAGUUAAUUGACUUCGUAGUCUCACUACCCGUUGUUCUGGGCUCUCUUAUCUUGACACUUACCUCUUAUUUUUACAUUAUAAGCACCAUUCUUCGUAUCCCUUCUGCAACCGGAAGGCAAAAGGCUUUCUCUACCUGUGCUUCCCAUUUCACAGUGGUUACCAUUGGUUAUGGCACCUCCAUCUUCAUCUAUGUGAGGCCCUCUCAAGCCAGUUCUAUGAAUCUUAACAAAAUUGCUUCUCUGGUUACAACUGCAGUGACACCCAUGCUCAAUCCCAUCAUAUUCACAUUUAGGAACCAAAAAGUCCAAGAGGCUUUCAGGGAUUCAAUUAACAAGUGCAUAGGGAGUCAUGUUUAA
Messenger RNA from Eublepharis macularius, 924 nucleotides. RefSeq names its product olfactory receptor 6M1-like. NCBI's taxonomy places the organism in Eukaryota, Metazoa, Chordata, Lepidosauria, Squamata, Eublepharidae. Gene Ontology annotation, biological process: G protein-coupled receptor signaling pathway. Gene Ontology annotation, molecular function: G protein-coupled receptor activity; olfactory receptor activity. The transcript has a single exon. Bases 70 to 924 code for a protein of 284 amino acids. Gene Ontology annotation, cellular component: membrane. The record is from RefSeq and is a predicted model, not a curated record.